UCAUCUCACCAGGUUAAGCUCGAAGCUUAGUAAUCAUGCUUGUGAAGGUCGUGGUUUCACUCUUAGCAGUCUGCUUGGCAGUUUCAAGCACUGUGCUUGUAGGAGCGCCAGUUGAUGCGGACAUCAACAGCCCAGAAACCAAGGAGGCCCUGCGGUUUGCAGUCGCUCAGUAUAAUGCAGAUAGCGACAGUGUAUACACCAGUGAAGUUGUUAAGGUUAUCAAGGCCCAGGUGCAGGUUGUGUCUGGUUUAAAGUAUAUCUUCACUGUCGAGAUGGCCAGGACAUCCUGCAAAAAAGAAGAACCUGAAAGCACUUGUACCGUCAAUUCAGACCCAGCCAUUGCACAGCAACACGAAUGCAAACUGGCAGUGUUGAGUCAGCCUUGGAUGCACAGCAUGAUGCUUAUUGAGAAUAACUGCUAAGAGCGAACCAGAAUCUGUCAUCAAAUCUGCUUUGUUGUAUUUUCUGGAUGUAUUUGGAGAUGGUAUUAAAAGGCUGUUCGAACUUGA
This is a messenger RNA of Silurus meridionalis, 509 nucleotides long. RefSeq names its product cystatin-like. Lineage: Eukaryota; Metazoa; Chordata; Actinopteri; Siluriformes; Siluridae. The transcript is spliced from 3 exons. The record is from RefSeq and is a predicted model, not a curated record. Gene Ontology annotation, molecular function: cysteine-type endopeptidase inhibitor activity. The coding region runs from base 36 to 422 and encodes 128 amino acids.